AUUAUCAGCGCACUCUUUGAAAUUUAUUCGAAACAUAAAAUCAAUAUCAUAGAUUAACAAAAAUUAAAUAAAAUAGUGUAUUUUGCAGAUAGAAUUAUUUUUUACGUGAUAUAUAAAGUAUAACGAUUCGUAAUAUAAUAAUUAACUGACUUCCUUGUAGGAUUUAUCUGACUAUAGAAUAAAGGUGUAUUUGCACAUGUCAAACGAAAUAUUUCUCAGUAGAAUCGCUAGGGAAUUUAAAACUAAAAUAUAUAAACAGAAUUUGACAGAGUUAGUUAAGUUCAAAGAAAAACAAGAUAAAAGUAAUAAAGAUUCAAAUAAUAAUAGAAGAAUAUAUCGAACAUGACCGAUAGAUCAGCGUCUUCAGCAUCUUUUUAUGAACCUUCCUUUCAGUAUAAAGAAGAAAACAAUAUGUUACUUUAUCAAAACAUAAAACUGAUUUUGCAAGAUGUAUUACAAGGUAUAAAAGAAGUUGAUACAAAUUUAAAAAAUAUAGAGGGAGAUAUCGUUAAUACAGCUAAAUUAUUAAAUGCAAUUGAAAUAGAAUCAACAUCAAACGAAAUAUAACCACUUAUUUCAAUGUUAAAUAAUGUAUAAAUAAACAAACCAGCAUAAAUAAAGUUUUUGUACAUUUUUAAUACGUUUAUUAUGAAAUAUUCAAACCUAUAUUUUUCUUCUAAAACUUAAAUUACAUUAAUUUUCUAUAAAUAUUUAGAAAUUUUAUAUGUGCGAUUAAAUAAAACUGUCCCU
Heterotrigona itama is the source of this 750-nucleotide messenger RNA. The record is from the annotation of a GenBank genome assembly. NCBI's taxonomy places the organism in Eukaryota, Metazoa, Arthropoda, Insecta, Hymenoptera, Apidae.